CUGGCCACAUGUGUCAAAGUGGGCCGAAGAGAGACCUCUGAGGGGCUUUGGAAAGGCCCAGGCUAGCUUAGGCUUCCAGACCAGUCUACUAUCUCACUUCCUGGAGAGAAGACACCACCAUCUGGAUACUGCACUUGGGCCUGGCAUGGCAGCCUCUAUCUCUGCUGAGGGAUUCCCUGUGUGGAAACUGGCUGUCCCCUUCAUCCUGAAGCCUAUCAAACCCCUAGCAGGCCCAGUGUGCAGGAGCUGGACAGGCUGCAGAUGAAAUCACAGCUGGAAGGGGCUGGGCUGGGGCUGCCACUCCAGGGUGGGGCCCAGGGUCACAACCCUGGGAACAGGCAGCCAAGAAGGGAGGAUGCCUUCAGUGAGGGAGCAGAGGGAAACACACAUACAGCAGCAUAGAGAGGGAGGGACGGAUGCAAACUCCUGCUGAAGCCAGCCACGUUGCAGGCAGCUUGAAGACAGAGGCUCGGCUCUGCUUGGAGACCUUUCCUGGCAUCUCCUCAGAGCCCUAUCACAGGUGGUGCUCAGACAUGGACUGGCGCAGGAGGCAGGGCCUGGGGCACCGAGGGGCCCAGAGAACUGGGGGAGCGUGGACUAAGUCAGGCUCCAGUAUAUAAAUCAGGCAAAUUCCCCAUUUGAGCAUGAACUUCUGAAAACGGCCUGCAUCUAAGGUCUCCUCCAAGGCCCUCUGGAGUCCAGCCCAUAAUGAAGGUCUUGGCCGCAGGGAUUGUGCCCUUACUGCUGGUUCUGCACUGGAAACACGGGGCAGGGAGCCCCCUCCCCAUCACCCCUGUAAAUGCCACCUGUGCCACACGCCACCCAUGCCAUGGCAACCUCAUGAACCAGAUCAAAAGUCAGCUGGCACAGCUCAAUGGCAGCGCCAAUGCUCUCUUCAUUUCCUAUUACACAUCUCAAGGGGAGCCGUUUCCCAACAACGUGGACAAGCUAUGUGCGCCCAACAUGACAGACUUCCCAUCUUUCCAUGCCAAUGGGACAGAGAAGACCAAGUUGGUGGAGCUGUAUCGGAUGGUCGCAUUCCUAGGUGCUUCCCUGACCAAUAUCACCCGGGAUCAGAAGAUCCUGAAUCCCACUGCUGUGAGCCUUCGGGCCAAGCUUAAUGCCACCGUCGACGUCAUGAGGGGGCUCCUCAGCAAUGUGCAUUGCCGUCUGUGCAACAAGUACCACGUGGGCCACGUGGAUGUGCCACCUAUCCCGGACCACUCUGGCAAAGAUGCCUUCCUAAGGAAAAAGUUGGGUUGCCAGUUCGUGGGGACAUACAAGCAAGUCAUAAGCAUGGUGGUCCAGACCUUCUAGACAGGAGGUCUGGGGUAUCCCAGGGACUGAGGGAUCUCAGUAGCAGGAUCCAGAUGCGGGGAGGGGGGCUCAAAGUGCGUUGUUAAAUGCAAAACGGGGCUGCUGGCAGACCCCAGGGAUUUCCAGACACUCACUGCACUCUGGGCUGAGCCAUGAUGGAGUCUGGUAAAGUUGAAACUUCCAUAGGCAAAGCUUCCAUACAGCCCAGCACCAGCUAGAAAUGGCAGUAAGGGUGUUGGACUGAGAGACUUCUGUCUCACUCACUCACUCACUCACUCACUCACUCACUCCACUCACUGGUCCCCUUGCUCACUAGGUGUGUGAACAAGCUGCACAAGUUGUCUACAGCAGACAGCAAAGGGCUGGAAGUCUCCUAGCCCCCUACAGAGUCACCACCAUCUGGUCCUUUGCUGUCCCUCAGAGAGACUUUGAAAGGUGUGGUUGGGAUGUGAGGGGGCCAAGGGCCAGACUGGGAUCCAGAAGGACUCCUUCUUCUUCUUUCUUCCUCUUCUUCCUCUUCCUCUUCUUCCUCUUCUUCUUCUUCCUCUUCUUCUUCUUCUUCUUCUUCUUCUUCUUCUUCUUCUUCUUCUUCUUCUUCUUCUUCUUCUUCUUCUUCUUCUUCUUCUUCUUCUUCUUCUUCUUUUUUAAGUUUUGUGGGUAGAAGGGUACCCUGGGAUGGAAUAUCUCUUUUCUUGACUUGGAUUAGAGACUUCAGGCUUAGGGACUGUCAGAUGGAAGAUUCUAGAAGGUCACUAGUGUUCAGGCUUUUAUGGAAGCGCAGAGGCCAUAUCCAGGUUGUCUUCUUUGCAGUUCCCCCCACAGCCUGGCAUGGUUGGGGUCUGCCCGCUGGAGGUGAGAUGUGUGCAGGCAGGAAGAGGCAGGUUGCAAAAGCAGGUGAGGUGGUUCAGCAGCUUCCCAGAGUCCUCCCAGGGAAGGAUCCCUAACUGUCUAGGAGCCAGGGAGGGAGCAAGGCAGCCAUUGUUGGGGCAGUAGCAGAUUUCAUCUGCUUCUCAACCACUGAGAACAGGUGAUCUUGAGCAGACAGAGAGGUAGCAUAAAGUAGAAUGUCAUGUCUGAGGCCCUGGAGGGUCACAAAGGUACUUGAAGGGGGACCAGAGGGCUGUCUUGGGUCCCUGGAGCAUGGAGAAGCAGAACUUGAGGUCAGGGUCUCAGGGAAGAUGAGACCCAGAGUUCUGUGUUUGAUCCAGCGCAGCUGUCUAUUUAUUACUAUAUCCUAUUUAUGUUAACUUAUUGGUGCUUUAAAUGGCAAAGUUAAUUCCCCGAAAUAGUAUGGGGCUCCUUACAUGGGAGCUGGGGCCAAGACUUACCACCUAGUGGGGCCUGGUCUGGAGGCAGAUGAUUGUUACAGGUACAGCUCAUGGGUCAAAUCAGAGAGCUGGCUAGCUCCCCUGUCUCCCACUGUGACUCACUUUUAGGGUGUAAGGUCCCCUAGAAAGAGCUGGGACAGUUUGUCUGUCUGUCUCUGUCUCUUUAUCUCC
Messenger RNA from Mastomys coucha (southern multimammate mouse), 2816 nucleotides. RefSeq names its product LIF interleukin 6 family cytokine (gene Lif). NCBI's taxonomy places the organism in Eukaryota, Metazoa, Chordata, Mammalia, Rodentia, Muridae. Gene Ontology annotation, molecular function: cytokine activity; leukemia inhibitory factor receptor binding. The transcript is spliced from 4 exons. Bases 709 to 1317 code for a protein of 202 amino acids. The record is from RefSeq and is a predicted model, not a curated record. Gene Ontology annotation, biological process: immune response. Gene Ontology annotation, cellular component: extracellular region.